UGUCAUUUCCCGGAAGAGACAGCCAAGAUUGGGCCAUUCUCUUUAGUGUUUGCCUUGUCUUGCCUUUCCCCCACCUCUUCACUAGAAACAUUUUGAUCCAAAAUCACACGGAAACCCUACACAACUGGCGCAAAAACAAACCAAUACAACACUUAAGCAACGUAUCCAAAUGGAAUAACUAAGAACUGAACAGAAAGAUAACGAGGGAGAGCUUUGCAGUCACUCCUCUCAAAAUCCAAUAAACCCUAAACGUCUAUCGCUGCUGCACUGAAAAGCACCCACCUCAACUCAACCUGAGCUAACCGCCUGACUCACCUAAACCCAACCAGCCAGUAUGUUCCAGUGUCCGGGUAACCCUAUGUCCAGCGCUGCUGCCAGCCCCAUGCAGCAGCUGUCUCAGCCCCAGCCAGGGUACAGCAUCCCCUGUGCCUCGAGUCCCCUGCCCUCUGAGAGCGCCAGUCACCCUCUCCGGAGCUCAGCCCUGCCCUUGGGCUCAGCCACUCCCUUCAGCCCCACCUCCACAGUAUCUAACAUGGCAAACCCUAAAGAGAAGACCCCCAUGUGUCUGGUGAAUGAGUUAGCCCGUUUCAAUAAGAUCCAGCCUGAGUAUAAGCUGCUCUGUGAGCAAGGACCAGCUCACUCCAAGAUCUUCUCAGUGAGGUUAUCGCUAGGGGAUCAGCACUGGGAGGCAGAGGGGACCAGCAUAAAGAAGGCCCAGCACUCUGCAGCUGCCACAGCCUUGGCCCAGACCACAAUGCCCAAACCUAGCAUGAGGAACAAUACCCGCAACAACACAGUAGACUGCAUGACGCAAACGGUGGAGCUGAAUUCCCUCUGUAUGAAGUUAGGGAUGAAGCCUAUGUACAAGCCUAUAGACCCUUACCCCGGGAUGAGACCACCCAGCUUCAACUACAACAUCAGGGCACCGGGGCCUUACCAACGCUCCAUGCAACAGUACUACUACCCGUUUCCCCCAGUGGGGCCGGUGCUGUACCACAUGGAGCUGAACAUCGGGGGCCAGCAGUUCCACGGGAAGGGGCGUACGCGGCAGCUCGCCAAACACGACGCCGCCUCCAAGGCCCUGAAGACUCUGCAGAAGGAGCCCAUACUGCUGCAGCAGCUGCCUGAGAUGAAUGGAGAAGAUACUGAAGAGAACCUCAACAAAUCAGAAAUCAGCCAGGUGUUUGAGAUCGCACUGAAGAGGAACAUGCCUGUCAACUUUGAGGUUCUGAAGGAGGCAGGUCCUCCCCACAUGAAGAGCUUCAUGGUGCGUGUGGCGGUGGGGGAGUUCUGUGGAGAGGGCGAGGGCAAGAGUAAGAAGAUCGCUAAGAAGCUGGCAGCUACAGCCGUGCUGGAGGAACUGAGGAGACUGCCCCAGCUGAUCCCCUGCGUGGAAAAGAUGCAGCCAGCACGCAUCAAGAAGAAGACCAAGUCCAUCAUUAAGCUGCAGACCAGUCCAGAAUAUGGCCAGGGCAUGAACCCCAUCAGCAGACUGGCUCAGAUCCAGCAGGCUAAGAAAGAGAAGGAACCAGAGUACAACAUGCUGACAGAGAGGGGGCUGCCCAGACGCAGGGAGUUUGUUAUGCAGGUGACGGUGUGUGGUCAGUGUGCGGAGGGCUUGGGCCCCAGUAAGAAGGUAGCGAAGAAGAACGCAGCAGAGAAGAUGCUGGAGCUUCUAGGUUUCAAAGUGCCUCAGCCGCAGCCCCACAAACCUGCGCUCAAAACGGACGAAAAGGUUCCACUGAAGAAAAAUGGAGAUGGGAGGAAAGUGACCUUCUUUGAGCCAGGCUCUGUGGAAGAGAGCCAGUCGCUGGGUUCCAAGGAGGAGGACUACCGCCUGCCCUUCCUCAGCCACCAGCAGCUCCCAGCAGGCAUUCUGCUCAUGGUGCCCGAGGUGGCCCAGGCUGUAGGGGCCAGCCCUAGCCAGGGGCACCAGAACAAGGACUACGGUCCCCGGGCCAACCCUGCCAAGGCCACCUUGACGGCCAUCAUCGCCAAUGAGCUGCUGUACGCUGGUGCCUCCCUGACCGCCGAGACCAUUCUGAAGAGCCAGAACAGUGUGGGUCAUCUAGUACCCCAUGGACCCCUGACCAGACCCUCUGAACUGCUCAGCUACCUGGCCAAUGUACAGGGACUGCAGGUGGAAUACAAAGACUUCCCCAAAAACAACAAGAAUGAAUUUGUAUCGCUGAUCAACUGCUCCUCCCAGCCCCCCCUCAUCAGCCACGGCAUUGGCAAGGACGUGGAGUCCUGUCACGACAUGGCUGCCUUGAAUAUCCUGAAGAUUCUGUCAGAGCUGGACCAGCACCAGCAGCAGACCAAUGACAGGGCAGGGAACGCACCACUCUCUGGGUGUGGUAAACAGGACAUGGAGGGCAGUGACUCUCUCCUCAUCAAACAGGCUAACUCAAGCACCUUGGGACAACAGACUCUGGAUGGCACUGUCUAGACAGACGCACACCAUUGGUUGUUUGAAAGAAGCACUAAAAGAAAACGAACACUGUUCUGAUAGGCUGUUUUAGAUUUCUACAGGAAGCUGAGGGCAACCAUCACUAGUGUUCAUAUUGUAUGAAAUGUUCAGUUAAACAAGAUUGAUAGAAGAAAAAUUACAUUUAUUUCCUCCUCCUUGAUUUUGUUUAAUUGUGCACAUUAUUCAUUAUUUUUUUGUUGCUUUAUAGAAACAAAUUUGCUCCAUCAUAGCCAUCAUAGCCAUAUGUUGAGAUAAGAUGGAAUAAUGUUAAUAUGAUAACUGUGAAAAUCAACUUUUGAGAAGAAGCGUUUUGUCUAUUUUUCCCUUUUUUUAUGUUAAUGAGAUCUUUCUCUUAUUUUUAAAUGUUGUUUAAGUCUUCAUUGACCCUGGAAUUAUUGGAGGGUUGUUAACAGACCUGGGUUAAAAAACAAGUGAAAUCUUUCAAAUACGCGGAGAGUUUGCUUUAUGAGUGCCAGAUGGGCGGAGUUUGCCAUUUUGCCUGGAGAAAUGGAAUAAUCAAACCCAGCUAAAGUAUUUGAAAUUAUUUAAAAUAGCUUUUUAACCCAGGUCUGGUUGUUACAAUAGUGUUUACUUGUGAAGUAUGGGACCCCAUAGAAGGAUAGGAUGCAGCUAGCGAACCACUGUUGAUUUUCCUAGAGUGCUUUAUAACAACAACCACCGCAAGUGAACAGUGUUUAUCUACAUUACCAUGUAGAGCUGCAAAGGUUUUGUGACUAAGUAUAGCGUGUGUGAUGUCCUGUGAUUUUGUCUGUCCCCACUGUCAGAGGCGUCGGGGCAGUAUAAGUCUGUGUUGCGUACGGUCCUAGCACGAUAUCCCCCCUCUCUCCCCUUGUUGUCAAACCACCUCUCUGCUCCCCAUGAAAUGUAAGUAAAACUUAUGCUAUCACGCACAAAACAAAA
This is a messenger RNA of Oncorhynchus mykiss (rainbow trout), 3391 nucleotides long. RefSeq names its product double-stranded RNA-binding protein Staufen homolog 1. The record is from RefSeq and is a predicted model, not a curated record. Gene Ontology annotation, cellular component: cytoplasmic stress granule; plasma membrane; neuron projection. Gene Ontology annotation, molecular function: mRNA binding; double-stranded RNA binding. Gene Ontology annotation, biological process: protein localization to synapse; germ cell development; intracellular mRNA localization. NCBI's taxonomy places the organism in Eukaryota, Metazoa, Chordata, Actinopteri, Salmoniformes, Salmonidae.